Molecule: messenger RNA, 377 nt
Organism: Geodia barretti
Lineage: Eukaryota; Metazoa; Porifera; Demospongiae; Tetractinellida; Geodiidae
Source: the annotation of a GenBank genome assembly
CAACAAACAAAGUCAUACUUAUCCUCUCAGCACACACUGUCAUUUUCGCCGUCUCGGGAGAUCAGUUUUAGUCUGGCCACCCAGUCUUCUCCUCCAGCAACCCCUUCCAAUGCAGCAAGUGGCAGAGAAAGCUCUCUAGCAACCAUGAAGACCAGAAAGAGGCGUAGUAGAUCACUGAGUGAUAACCUAAGUAGUUACUUCAACCCUUGUGCAACCAAGAGGGCCAGGGCUGCUUCUCGUAUCUCAUUCUUGGGUUAGAGAAUGAGUAAACCGGUGGACAGUUAAUAAGAACACAAAAAGGAGGGAGAGGUUGGAGAAUGCAAGAGAACUGGAGGACAAGAAAACAGGAGAAAGAGGGAGAGGUUUGAGAGUGCAAG